Molecule: messenger RNA, 982 nt
Organism: Striga asiatica
Lineage: Eukaryota; Viridiplantae; Streptophyta; Magnoliopsida; Lamiales; Orobanchaceae
Source: the annotation of a GenBank genome assembly
AUGGGCCGAAUCCCGUGCUGCGAGAAGGAAAACGUGAAGCGGGGCCAAUGGACACCUGAAGAGGAUCAGAAGCUCUCGUCUUACAUCGCCCAACACGGCACCCGCAACUGGCGCCUCAUUCCCAAACACGCAGGUCUGCAGAGAUGCGGCAAGAGCUGCAGACUGCGGUGGACUAAUUAUCUGAGGCCGGACCUCAAACACGGCCAAUUCUCCGAGGCCGAGGAGCAGACUAUAGUCACUCUUCAUUCCGUACUCGGAAACCGAUGGUCGGUUAUAGCAGCGCAGCUGCCUGGUCGUACGGACAACGACGUGAAGAACCACUGGAACACGAAGCUGAAGAAGAAGCUGUCGGGCAUGGGAAUCGACCCGGUGACCCACAAGCCGUUUUCCCAUCUCAUAACCGAGAUCGCGACCCUGCCGCCGCCACCUCAGGCUCCGAGCCUGGCAGAAGCAGCCCUCGGCUGCUUCAAAGACGAGAUGCUUCACCUUCUCGCAAAGCGCCGUAUCAAUAUCCACCAUCUCCCCCCUCCGCCUUCCGGGGCCCACCUCAAGAGUGAUGUUGAGAAGAUUCGGUUUGGUCUGUCCCGAGCAAUUAAGGAGCCCGGGAUGAAUAAUGCCAGCAAGGCGUGGGACCUCGAGUUUACUGGGGCGGAUGUGGGGUUUCAUCAGUAUGAGUUUGAAGGGGAUGUGUCGCCGUGGAACCGGAGUAUGUGCACCGGGAGCACGAGCAUGGCGCUGGUGGGGCCCACGGUGGGAAAGGCUGAGUGCGAGGAGAAUGGGAAGGGGAGUGAUGGGUCUGAUGAUAAUAAUAAUAUGUUCAAUUCGGACUGUUCGUUGUGGGAUUUGGCGUCUGAUGAUCUUAUGAACCCAGCGGUGUGAGGGAAGGGAGAAGGAGAGGGAGAUUCUGAUAUCAAAACUGAUGGUUACGUUUUUCUCUGUAGAUGACAGAUUUAAUGUGUAAAGGGAACUCAUGAAAUGAAAG